AUGGAGAACCCGGACAUUGACGACCUGGAUGAAUUUGAUGAUGAGGACGAAGAGCUCGGAUGGUCUUUGAGCUACCUUGUGAUUUGCAUCCUGAUGCCCUUGUUCAACGGCUUUAUGAAUGGCUAUAGUUGGUCGGGCUAUUCUUUGCACUACAUCGAAAUGGGAUGGCCCUUGGCGAGGUCCGGAUUGUCUUGCCUCAUUGGCUUCCUGUUGCGGCCCGUUUUGCAGCAAGUUCAAAUCCGCUUGGGCUUGUGGGCAGUGGUCCCCUUGACCUUGGGCCACCUGGCCUGUGCUGUCGUGGGGCUGAUCUACACGGACAAGGAGUGGGCCGUGAGCAUCGAGAUGGGCAGUUGGAUCGCCUUUGAGCCCGCUAUUGCCAUCGAGGGCUUGGCCUUCGACGUUUUCGGGAAAUCCGAACUCCUGGCACGGCAGGCCUCGUCCACCCUGUUAGCCGUCUUCACCUUCGCAUGUGCCUUAGGGGUGACAAUCGGUGGUUUCAUCUAUGAUUUGGCCGGUUGGCAGGGCAUGUCCGUGUUUCAUGUGGUGUGCCAAUCCUCGAUGGUCUUCCUCUUUGCUACCCAACCUUCAACUUUCAUCUCUUUCCGCGAGUUCUUCCAUCGGCCCGACCCGCUGGUGGACGGCUCUGAUGACUCCGAGCUCCACACCGUCGUGCCCGCGACUCCCACGGCGCCUCCCCCCACCUCGCAGGGCGAAGACCUGGUCGUGGAAGAGGUCGCGGCCAUUCCGCAACUCCCUGGGACGGUGGACGAGGCGAGUACCGUGAGCCAGAAGGCCGAGGUCGUCCACCCGGCCGGUGUGCGGCAAAGUGCCGCGAGUACCGUGAGCCAGAAGGCCGAGGUCGUCCACCCGGCCGGUGUGCGGCAAAGUGCCGCGAGUGCCGUGAGCCAGAAGACCCAGCGAAGCACUCACCGAAGCACUCACCGAAGCACUCGCCGAAGUGGCCAAGGGCGAGCAAGCAGAGUGGAGUGGAGCGUGACGCGUGACCAUGUGCGUCCUUCGGUGGCUUCAGAGGCAUCGCGCCUCACCAAGCGGACCGAGGCUCGCUCCCACAAGAGCUUUCACACCGUGAGCAGCAAAGGCAGCAAAGGCACCUUCCUGUCAAAGGUCACAGGUGUGACCAACUUGAAAGAUUCGGAGAACUUGGAGCAUACCUUUCUGGCCAACAAUGCUCUUCGACCCACGGUUCUGGCACGAGCCGGAGGCGAAGAUGAGGCUGGAGAUGAGGAUGCGACGAAGACCAAGACCAAAGGCAUCCCGAAGGAUUUGCGAAUUCCUGCACUAUUGACUGUGAUGUGCUGCUUGAACAACAACCUCAGCUACGUCUUAGAGUUUAGCACCUUUGCCAUGUUUUUCAAACAGUACCAUGGCUGGAACUCGGCCCUGUGGGCCAGUUUGGCCCAGUCCGCAGGAGACUUGACAGCGGCUAUCAUGAUGAAAGUGCUGGGUGCUGCUACGGAUGAUGAUGAAGAAGCGGGAAUCCUGCGGCGUUUGACCAAGCAACCCUACAGCUUGUCUUGCCUCCUCUUUAUAUGGAUGCUUUGCAACUUGGGCAUGACCAGCCCUUGGUUGCCAUUGGCAGUGACGGCGCAGGUGAUCAUGGGGACCGUGUAUGUCUACACCUCCAAGCUCACAACUGACCUGAAUCUCUUCUACUCCCUUGGUGAUCAGUCCCUGUUCCUUAACCUUCAGGUUUGGUGCAAGAAUUUGGAAGCUCUUGGAGGCUGUACAGCUAGCUUCCUGGGCCCCUUCCUCUUUGAAACGGUCUCGCCCUUCUUCCCCUUCUUCGUGAGCGCGACCCUUUCGCUGGUGACCUUCAUCCUCUUCACCUCAGGCUUUUGCCAGCGCUUGGGCUUCCCACCGGAUGUCGAGGUGGCUGAGGCGCAGCGUUCGCGGCGCUUGGGCUUGCGACGCGUGAGCCAGUGGAGCGUGGUCAGCCGGAAGAGCCAUGCAGAAGUACCGGAAGAAGCGACCUGA
Messenger RNA from Durusdinium trenchii, 1995 nucleotides. NCBI's taxonomy places the organism in Eukaryota, Dinophyceae, Suessiales, Symbiodiniaceae. The record is from the annotation of a GenBank genome assembly.